This is a messenger RNA of Hermetia illucens (black soldier fly), 1539 nucleotides long. It is a transcript of the gene Rpt2, whose product is annotated as 26S proteasome regulatory subunit 4. NCBI's taxonomy places the organism in Eukaryota, Metazoa, Arthropoda, Insecta, Diptera, Stratiomyidae. Gene Ontology annotation, biological process: proteasome-mediated ubiquitin-dependent protein catabolic process. The coding region runs from base 120 to 1439 and encodes 439 amino acids. Gene Ontology annotation, molecular function: ATP binding; ATP hydrolysis activity; proteasome-activating activity. Gene Ontology annotation, cellular component: proteasome regulatory particle, base subcomplex. The record is from RefSeq and is a predicted model, not a curated record. The transcript has 3 exons.
GUACAUGUCAAGUAGGUUUUUGAAAGCAGCGCAAACUUCAGGUUGAAUGACUAGGAAGUUUGACUGCGUUUUGUGUAGAUUUUUGUGCGAAUUUAUAAACCGAGAAAUUGAAAUAAACAAUGGGUCAAAAUCAAUCCGGAGCGGGCGGUGGAGGCGACAAAAAGGAUGACAAAGACAAAAAGAAGAAAUAUGAACCUCCAAUUCCGACUCGGGUUGGCAAAAAGAAGCGUCGCGCGAAGGGGCCGGAUGCCGCCAUGAAACUGCCCCAAGUAACCCCACAUACACGGUGUCGGCUGAAACUGCUCAAAUUGGAGCGGAUCAAAGAUUACCUUCUCAUGGAGGAGGAGUUCAUCCGCAAUCAGGAACGCCUCAAGCCCCAGGAUGAGAAAAACGAGGAGGAACGUUCAAAAGUCGAUGACUUGCGAGGAACCCCAAUGUCCGUGGGAAACCUCGAGGAAAUCAUCGACGACAACCAUGCGAUCGUGUCCACAUCAGUUGGCAGCGAGCACUACGUAAGCAUUCUCUCCUUCGUCGAUAAGGACCAGCUGGAGCCGGGAUGCUCGGUUCUGCUGAACCACAAAGUUCACGCCGUGGUCGGAGUCCUCAGUGACGACACCGAUCCCAUGGUGACUGUGAUGAAGUUGGAGAAGGCGCCGCAAGAGACAUACGCAGACAUUGGCGGUCUCGACACACAAAUCCAGGAGAUCAAGGAAUCAGUUGAACUGCCCUUGACUCACCCCGAAUACUACGAAGAGAUGGGAAUCAAACCUCCGAAGGGAGUCAUCCUCUACGGCCCGCCGGGAACGGGUAAAACUCUCCUUGCAAAGGCCGUGGCAAACCAAACAUCUGCGACUUUCCUCCGAGUCGUUGGCUCCGAGCUAAUUCAGAAAUAUUUGGGCGACGGACCGAAGUUGGUUCGGGAGCUGUUCCGUGUUGCGGAGGAGCACGCCCCGUCGAUUGUUUUCAUUGACGAAAUCGACGCAGUAGGCACGAAGCGAUACGACUCCAACUCGGGCGGAGAAAGGGAAAUCCAGCGAACCAUGUUGGAGUUGCUGAACCAGUUGGACGGUUUCGAUUCGCGAGGUGAUGUCAAGGUCAUCAUGGCAACAAAUCGAAUUGAAACUCUCGACCCGGCUCUGAUUCGUCCCGGUCGUAUCGAUCGUAAAAUUGAAUUUCCGCUGCCCGACGAGAAGACAAAACGACGAAUCUUCAACAUUCACACGUCCCGGAUGACCCUGGCCGAAGACGUGAAUCUGAGCGAACUGAUUAUGGUUAAGGACGAUCUGUCGGGAGCCGACAUCAAAGCCAUUUGCACAGAAGCCGGUUUGAUGGCUCUCAGGGAGCGUCGGAUGAAAGUAACCAAUGAAGACUUCAAGAAAUCGAAGGAAAGCGUCCUGUAUCGGAAGAAGGAGGGCACUCCAGAGGGCCUCUACCUUUAAGUUUGUUUGUCUUCUCACUUAUUGAAAAUAUGAUAGAGCGAUAAAUAAUUUUGUAAUGUGUUUCGAGCUAAAAUUCACAAAUAAAAUGAAAGAAAACCAA